Molecule: messenger RNA, 984 nt
Organism: Castor canadensis (American beaver)
Lineage: Eukaryota; Metazoa; Chordata; Mammalia; Rodentia; Castoridae
Gene: Tas2r42
Product: taste 2 receptor member 42
Biological process (GO): sensory perception of taste; G protein-coupled receptor signaling pathway
Cellular component (GO): membrane
Molecular function (GO): bitter taste receptor activity; G protein-coupled receptor activity
Source: RefSeq, a predicted model, not a curated record
AAAAUGUAUCUGAUACUAGAAAUAGCAGAAUUCAUAAUCGGAAUGCUGAAGAAUGUGUUCUUUGAACUGAAAAAUUGUUCUGAAUUGAUCAAAACUCCAAAGAUCUCCUUAGGUGACUUCAUCCUCACCUGCUUGGCUGCCUCUAGAAUCAGAUGUCUGUUGGUGGUAUUGGUUGAUUCAAGUGUAGCAGAAACUGUCUCCAUAUUUCUAUGACACUUGUAAACAAUAAAAUCUAGUGAUGGACUUUGGUGAGUGACUGAUUAUGUGACCUGGCUUGUCACUUGUCUCAGCAUUUUCUACUUCCUCCAGAUAGCCCACUUCUGUUUCCUUUUCCUCUGACUGAAGUGGAGAGAGGAUAGAAUGUUUCUCGUACUUCUUACUAUUUCUUUGUUCCCACUGACUUUUGAUUUUCUUACUGCUAGAAACUGGCUAAUAGCUAGUUGAAUAUCUGUGAUAGAUCAAAGCAAUCUGACUUAAUAUUCUGAUGAAAGUAAACUCUUGAUGCUAAAAGUAACUCUUUUUAGCUUGACCGAUUUGAUCCACUUUGUUCUGUCACUGGCCUCAUUGUUUUUUUUAUUUCUGUCCUUGGUGAGACAUACCGGCAAUCGGGAACUCAGCUCCCCAGACUCUGGGGACCCAAGCUCCUUAAUGAAGUUGUCUUUCUUACUUCUCUUCAUAAUUCACUAUUUUUUCAUCCAAAUGGCACACUGGAAUUUUAUGCUUCAGAAGAACAAGUUCAUUAAGUUUGUUAUGUUAGUAUUAAAUAUCUUCCCCUCAGGUCAUUCAUCUAUUCUUAUUCUGGGAAACAGCAAGUUGUGACAGACAGCCUUGAGGGGCCAGCUAUAUGAAGCCCUGCAUCCCCAUUGUCCUGAUAACGAGGCCUUUCUGGGGGGCUCACCAGCAGCCAUGCCACAUGUAAGAAGAGCCACUAGCAACACUUGUGUUGGCAGGCCCAUGCCUCUCGGAGAAGAAAGACUGACAUGA